Sitophilus oryzae (rice weevil) is the source of this 1578-nucleotide messenger RNA. RefSeq names its product D-2-hydroxyglutarate dehydrogenase, mitochondrial-like. Bases 64 to 1569 code for a protein of 501 amino acids. Lineage: Eukaryota; Metazoa; Arthropoda; Insecta; Coleoptera; Curculionidae. The transcript has 8 exons. Gene Ontology annotation, cellular component: mitochondrion. The record is from RefSeq and is a predicted model, not a curated record. Gene Ontology annotation, molecular function: catalytic activity; FAD binding.
ACACUUUAUUAUUCAGUAUGUAAGUGUUUUGCAUGUUGAAGACAACUGUAUAUUUUCUUAAAAAUGAUGUCUAAUAAGUUUUUUAAGUCGAUGGUAAUUUUUAACGUAAAAAAUAUCAGUUCGAGGUCAUACACAAAUUUACCUGAUUUUACCAAAAAUACGUUUAACGUCGAAAGAGGUUUUUAUAACUAUUUUCAAGAGCCGCACUUGAGGUUUUUUCAAAAUUUGUUGGGCAAUGAAAGAGUUGUUACAGAUUUAUUUGAUCUAGAGAGACAUAAUGUUGAUUGGUUCUUGCAGCUUCGUGGGUCCAGUGACGUGGUUUUAAAACCGAAAACUACGGAGGAAGUUUCUAAAAUUCUGGAGUUUUGCAAUGGAAAUAAGUUGGCAGUGUGCCCGCAAGGUGGCAACACUGGAGCCUCUGGAGGUAGCGUUCCUGUGUUUGAUGAGAUCAUCAUUUCUAUGGAGAUGAUGAACGAAAUAAUUAAUAUAGACGAAGAUUCGGGUACUGUAACAUGCCAAUCCGGUGUGAUAUUAGAAUCUCUGGACAAAGCAGUGGCCGAAAAAGGUUUUGUGGUUCCCCUGGACUUAGGAGCAAAGGGAUCAUGCCAUAUCGGUGGUAAUGUAGCCACGAAUGCCGGAGGAAUGAGACUCAUAAGAUACGGAAAUUUACAUGGCAAUAUUCUGGGUUUAGAAGUUGUCAAAGCCAAUGGAGAAGUACUAAAUUUGUUAAAACCAAUGAAGAAAGAUAACACAGGGUUUCACUUGAAAAACCUUUUCAUAGGUUCAGAAGGAACACUGGGAAUCAUCACUAAAGUGAUUUUACAGUGUCCACCAAGACCUAGAAGUCAACACGUAGCAUUUUUAGGGUUACAAAAGUAUGACAAAGUGUUGAAAACUUUCAAGAAAGCUCGCAGCGACUUAGGUGAGAUUUUAUCAGCUGUUGAAGUAAUGGAUCAUGCAACCAUCGAAUUUGCUCAUGAAUACGUUCAAACUGUGUCACCCAUUGGAGAUUACCCAUUCUAUUUGCUCAUAGAAACAUCAGGCAGCAGCGAUGAGCACGACGAACACAAAGUACAUGCUUUUGUUGAGUCAGCAUUGAAUCAGCAUUUUGUGCUGAACGGGACAGUUGCCAGCGAUCAUACAAAAGUCAGGGGGUUAUGGGAAUUGCGAGAAAAGGUACCAGUGGGGUUCAAAAAAUGCGGUUGGGUGGGUUUAUUCGACGUGUCUUUGCCCAUCAAGCACUACUAUACCAUGGUGGACGAGACUAGAUCGUUUUUGAAAAAUCGCGUCGAUAGUGUGUUUGGAUUCGGGCACUUGGGCGACGGCAACCUGCAUCUGAACGCAGUCUCGAAAAAGUACGACGAAACUCUGAAAACGUCGCUGGAAAAGUUCGUAGCUGUCAAAACGACGGAAUUUGGCGGCAGUGUCAGUGCCGAGCACGGUGUGGGUUUUCUCAAACGCCGCUAUUUGCCCAUGGCCAACUCGCCAGGAGCGUUUCACCUUAUGACAGAUGUCAAAAAAUUGCUGGAUCCUAACAGGAUACUUAACCCAUAUAAAAUAUUCCCUUAGCACUGAAAA